Exophiala oligosperma is the source of this 846-nucleotide messenger RNA. RefSeq lists its product as uncharacterized. The transcript has a single exon. Bases 1 to 846 code for a protein of 281 amino acids. The record is from RefSeq and is a predicted model, not a curated record. NCBI's taxonomy places the organism in Eukaryota, Fungi, Ascomycota, Eurotiomycetes, Chaetothyriales, Herpotrichiellaceae.
AUGGCGACCAUGACUGAUCAAGUUUGUCGAUUCAUCUACCCUGUAAAGACGCCCAACAGGCCACCACGUCCUGCAAAUUAUCCGAUGCAAGUCCUGGCUCUCGGUCUUCCACGUUCUGGCACCGACUCUCUGAAACUCGGUUUGGAAAAGCUCGGAUACCACGACAUCUGGCACGGCUUCAACCUGCCCUCUUCGCGUGCCAAUGAUUGUCCCCUGUGGCUCCAGCUGCUUCAAGCCAAAGAGCGCGGCGACCAGCGCUUGGCGGAAAGUUUCGACUGGGAUAGGCUGCUCGCCGAGUGUGACGGUAUCAUGGACAUGCCUCCGCUGCUGUUCGCCGAGGAGUUACUGGACUUUUACCCUCACGCCGCGGUCAUAUUGAACAGGCGAAGAGACAUGAACGCAUGGCACCGUAGCCUGAACGAAGCAGUCGGGAUGACCAUUGGGAGUUGGAUCUUUUGGGUUUUGAGCCGUUGGGAUGCCAGGAUGUAUUGGUGGUAUCGGACAGUGGUGCUUAGCAUCUCAAUGAUGGGCAAAGGACCAGGAGGAUUCCAGCAAAACGGCAAACAGUGGGCAGAGGAUUACUAUCAAAAUUUGGAGUCCAAAUUGAACAAUGAAGGGAGAAAGUAUCUAAAGUGGGAAGUACAGCAAGGCUGGGAACCGCUAUGCAAGUUUCUGGACAAGCCAGUGCCAGACGAGGAGUUUCCGUGGGAGAAUAAGGCCGGAGCGGAAUUCCAGAAGAAGGUCGAGGCAGCCGGAAUCCGUAUGGCCAUCAGAGCCUUUCGGAACAUGGUGAUAGCAGGGGUGAUCGUUGGUGGUAGUCUAGCCUGGUGGUGGGAGUCGGCAUGA